CUAACAAUAAGGUCUUACGCUUGGCGGGAUAACCUUUGGCCUUCAUGACAGUAAAAUGCCCGAAACGCUCGGCGCAUUGUUGCGCCUGUCAUAAAGUCAUGGUGGCUUUGUGUUCGGUGUUAUUUGCGAUCAAGGGCAACGGCCGCCAGGAUCGGCGACACAAGACCUUAAAUCUGGCUAGUCGGCUUAGUUAUAGUCUUGGAAAGUGGCAGACACGCCCCACUAACCCCUCAUGGCGAGGCUGUCCGUGUUGAUCACAGAGUUUGGCCUUCGUAGCUAUUGCACGAUGUCAUGAUACCCUCUGAUGAUUCGUUCCUGUAUUCAUGCUUGAAAGUUUAAUGGCUGGGAGUCUCGCAUACUGCGAGUUGCCUAUUUGAUGUAGCUUAAUAUGCGGCAACCAGUGCUUAGCCCUGCCCAGUUGAAGGCGAUGAGCUUUGCCUAAGAUGAUACUGGUCCGAAAGCUGUCUGUCAGUGGCCCCUCAUGGAUGAUGCGGAUGUAAUAGGAAGGCGUCUUCGUUCAGGUACGAGGCUGACUUUGGUUUGAGAAAUCUCAGAUGGGGUGUAACCUAGAUGUCUAUAUAAGAACCUCAUAACCUCGACUUCAACCGAUUUAAUUCAGCAUCGACUCACAAUAAUCUUCUUCUCACACCAGCCUGCAUCCCAUACCAACGUCACUCUUUAUCUGCUCGGAGGUUCAAUCUCAUUUCAAAAAUGAAGUAUUCCGUUCUCACCACUGUGGCUACCAUCCUGGCCGCCUCUACCUCAGUCACCGCCCUCCCCGCCUCCCAGUCCCCAUCAAUGCUCGCCCGCGCCGCUCUCGAAUCCCGCGCAACCUGCACCAACGCCGCCACCGACAGUCUCAUCUUCAGCGUCUCCAUCGGCUCCUUCGAGGCUUCGCGCAAUGCCAAGAACCCCGACUGCGACUGGUCGAGCGACGGCUGCUCCUGGUCGCCCGACAAGCCCGACGGAUACAACUUCAUCCCCAGCUGCCACCGCCACGACUUCGGCUACCGCAAUACCAAGGCGCAGAGCCGCUUUACUAAGGCGAUGAAGGAUAGGGUUGAUGAUAACUUCAAGAACGACCUCUACAGAUACUGCUCUGGCUUCUCGGGCCUCUCGUCUUGGAAGGGUGUUGAGUGCCGCCGCAUUGCGGAUAUUUAUGUUGCCUUUGUGCGCCAGUUCGGUAAGCGUGAUGAGAUUGGUGAUGUUGCUUUCUCUAAGAGGGAGGAUAACAUCUUUGAUAUCGAAUUGGAUGAGGAUAUUGAGGGCCAGGUGAUCCCUGAUGUCCUUCCUGUGGAUGUGGAGGGUGAUGUGGUUGAGGAUAUCGAUGCUUACUUUGGAGAGGAGUAAGAGAUUGGUGCUUGGACAAAAACGAUCAUUUACCCCAGCAGUCUCUUGAUAAAACUUAGGGAUCUGUUUAUUAUAUAUAACGAGUUUUCUUAUCUUGAGUUUCCUUUAGACUUGCC
Molecule: messenger RNA, 1466 nt
Organism: Pseudogymnoascus verrucosus
Lineage: Eukaryota; Fungi; Ascomycota; Leotiomycetes; Thelebolales; Thelebolaceae
Exons: 1
Coding region: 712-1350 (212 amino acids)
Biological process (GO): arachidonate secretion; phospholipid metabolic process
Molecular function (GO): A2-type glycerophospholipase activity
Source: RefSeq, a predicted model, not a curated record